Messenger RNA from Pneumocystis jirovecii RU7, 1239 nucleotides. RefSeq lists its product as uncharacterized. The transcript is spliced from 8 exons. The record is from RefSeq and is a predicted model, not a curated record. NCBI's taxonomy places the organism in Eukaryota, Fungi, Ascomycota, Pneumocystomycetes, Pneumocystales, Pneumocystaceae. Gene Ontology annotation, cellular component: Swr1 complex. Gene Ontology annotation, molecular function: nucleosome binding. Bases 1 to 1239 code for a protein of 412 amino acids.
AUGACAGUUCUUAUUGUUGAUAAUGGAGGAUAUUCGAUUAAGUAUGGUUUUUCUUUAGAUGAUUCUCCAAAAAUUGCACCAAACUGUAUUGCAAAAUCUCUUUCUGAAAGAAGGAUUUAUAUAGGAUCCCAGGUUUUAGGAUGUAAAGACUUCUCUUCACUUCGGUUUCGACGUCCGAUUGACAGAGGUUAUCUUGUAAAUUGGGAGUCUGAAAAGGUUAUUUGGGAUCAAUUGUUUUCUCAAAAAGAUUUUAUUGUCGAUUAUAAUGAAACAUCACUUCUUCUUACUGAGCCUCCGUAUAAUUUUCCCCAAUUGCAGUUGGCUUAUGAUCAAAUUAUUUUUGAAGAAUAUGAAUUUCAAUCAUAUUAUAAAUGUAUUGCUAGUUCUUUAGUUCCGUGGAAUAAUGAAAAAAUUUAUGAAGUUCAGACAGAAAUGAAUAAACCACGAGAAUUCUCUCUUGUUAUUGAUAGUGGCUUUAGUUUUACUCAUAUAAUUCCUCUUAUUUCAGGUGAGAUUCAAUGGAAAGCGGUAAAAAGACUUAAUGUAGGAGGGAAACUUUUAACGAAUUACUUAAAAGAAAUUAUUUCUUUUAGACAUUAUGAUAUCAUGGAAGAAUUCUUUUUGGCUGAUCAAAUUAAAAAAUCAUGUUUUUUUGUGUCUUCUAAUUUUAAUGAUGAUAUAGAAAUUAGUAAAGGGAAGAAACCAGGUAAUCUUUCGAUUGAUUAUGUUCUUCCUGAUUAUAGUACAAAUAAGCAAGGAUUUGUUUUAACUCCAGGUUCGCAAAGGGAUUUAAUUGAAGAACGAUUGAUUUUGACUUUAAAGAAUGAAAGAUUUAUUGUUCCUGAAGUAUUAUUUAACCCGAGUAUAAUAAAAUUAAAGCAAGCUGGGAUUCCUGAAGCUGUUAUGCAAUCUUUGAAAUUAUUAGAAGAUGAUUUACAGGAGCUUUUAUUAGCAAAUAUUUUUCUUAUUGGGGGUAAUUCCUUUUUUAAAGGAUAUUCUGAAAGGCUUAGAAAAGAACUUCGAUCCUUAGUACCUGCACAUUGCAAAAUUUUGAUUUAUCAACCAUACAAUCCUGAUACAUUUGCAUGGAUGGGUGGCUCUUCCUUGGCUCGUAAUACUAAAAUAUUUAAUCAAAAAAAGGUUACAAGAGCUGAAUAUAUGGAAUAUGGGAGUAAUAUUUUUUUAAAAAAAAGUGGAUUAGAUCGUAAUAAAGAAUUUGAUUUGGUUUCUUAUGAAUAA